Molecule: messenger RNA, 1909 nt
Organism: Gaeumannomyces tritici R3-111a-1
Lineage: Eukaryota; Fungi; Ascomycota; Sordariomycetes; Magnaporthales; Magnaporthaceae
Product: high-affinity glucose transporter
Exons: 3
Coding region: 211-1725 (504 amino acids)
Biological process (GO): transmembrane transport; carbohydrate transport
Cellular component (GO): membrane
Molecular function (GO): carbohydrate:proton symporter activity
Source: RefSeq, a predicted model, not a curated record
AUUUUUCUUCUGUCCCCUGCAACCACCAAGAGAGGGGUUCAUGUGGGCUUGAGAAAUUCAGAUGACACCCUGGGAUGUCUUGGCUACGAUGACACCGCCGGCUAGGUUUUCCUUUCCUCUUCAUCACACUCCCAUAGCACUGGGUGAGUGAGCCAGGGAUGGGAGGAAGUUGAACGGCUCUGGAACAAGAACCACACAAGCAACGCCGCCAUGGAGUCCAAAGCCAUCUCGCGGUUCGUUCCGCGCCAGCAGAAGCUGCUUAUCGUCUGCCUGAUCCUCGUCUCGGUCGUCGACUCGACGAUGGUGGGCUACAACAGCUCCUUGAUGGGCAGCCUCAACGUCAUGCCGUCGUACCGCAGCUACUUUGAGCUUACGACGGCGACGCGCUCGCUCAACACGGCCAUCUCGUACGUGGGCGGCUCCGUCGUCGCCCUGUUCGGCGGCUUCCUGGCCGACUGGCGCGGCCGGCGCGAGUCCAUCUUCUGGGCCUGCUGCACCAUCCUGGUCGGCGCCGUCAUCCAGGCGGCCGCCCAGAACAUUGGCAUGUUCAUCUCUGGCCGCUUCAUCAUCGGCGGCGGCAUGGCCCUCGCCCAGACGGCCGCCCCGAUCCUGGUGGCCGAGACCAUCGCCGUCAAGUACCGAGCCUUUGCCUUGGCCAUGUACUAUGCGUGCUGGGGCGUCGGGACGCUCGUUGCGUCGGGCGUUUGCUAUGGGACGCAACGGCUCGACUCCACGUGGGCCUGGCGCAUCCCAAGCCUCCUGCAGGCGCUGCCGAUGGUGCUGUGCAUCGCCAUCCUCCUCUUCGUGCCCGAGUCGCCCCGCUGGCUCAUCAGCCGCGACCGGGCCGACGAGGCGAUGGCGGUGCUCUCCAUCGUCAACGCCGGCGACGGCGCGGCCGUGCAGGUGCAGUACCGCGAGAUCCACGACACGAUUCGGCUCGAGCGCGAGCGCGGGCUCGGCCUGCGCCGCGCCGUCUUCUCGUUGCCCGCCAACCAGCGGCGGCUGUUGAUCGCGUCCACUUUUUCCAUCAUCGUCAUGCUGCCCGGCACCAACUUUGUGCAGUUCUAUUUCGGCGACAUGCUGGCCGCCGCGGGGAUCCGGUCGCCCGACACGCAGCUGCAGGUCAACAUCGUGCUGACGUCGUGGACGACGAUAGUCGCCUUCGCGGGCUCCUACUACACGGACCGCCUGGGCCGCAAGUGGCUCUGCUCGCUCAGCCUGGCGGCCCAGGCCGCGUGCCUGCUGGUGCUGGGCGGGCUGACCAAGCUGUACGGGGCGUCGACGGACACGGCCGGCAUCUACGGCACCAUCUCGGCCAUCUUCUUCUACAACGCAUUUUACGCCUGGGGCAUCACGCCGCUGACGGUGCUGUACCCGCCCGAGAUUUUGAGUUUCGAUAUCCGCGGCGUCGGCAUGGGCAUCUACACGACGUCUACCAAGCUGUGUGGCCUCUUCGUGACCGUGGUGGCGCCGUUUGGGCUCGACGCCAUCGGCUACCAGAUGUACAUGAUCAACGCGUGCCUCGACGUGCUCAUGGUGGUUUUUGUGGCGCUGUUCUGGGUCGAGACCAGGGGCUUGACGCUGGAGCAGGUGGACGGCCUGUUUGACAGGGAGAAGCGCGAGAUUGUCGCGGAGCAGGUCAAGGAGGAGGUCGGUGUCGAUAUCGACCGGCCCGGCAAGACGGAAGGCGUGGGAGCAGUGGAGGUGGUAGGGGUGAAGGGAUAGAUGCAGUGGUUGGCUGCAUGCUGCCCAUGCUGGGCGAUCAUGAAAUGACAGGAGAAAAGGCAACCAGCAGAUGCCUUAAACACAACACUACGCAGUAGACACAACAAAUUCCAGGGGUUCGUGGCGAAAGCGCUAAUAGCUCGCAGAUAUCCUCCUUCUUUACUUCCGAUUUCCGAUAUCCCUG